AUGAUACUCGACAACGUAAUAGAUAGAGAGUUCCAAAUGAUGCUUUUACCUUUGAAUAUUCUGGAAAUCCUCUACUGCCAACCGAAAUUUCGGAUUACAGAAACAUUUAUCACUCCAAAUGGCAUACGCGAAAAUCUGCUUUGUACGUUAGGUGUUCUUUUAAUGAUCCUUGCAAAUGUGGGCUAUGUAUCUAUUAAUAGUUACAUUCCUGGCAAUGAUGAAAUAAGUGACAUCAUACAUUCAUUUAUUUGUACCGAUGCAGCAUUUUACAUUGUAUACUGUCUAUUAAUGUACGCCAUGAACAUAAUAUAUAAAAACCAAAUUGUGCAACUCAUUAUUAAAAUGCAGAAAGCUUAUAGAGUACUCCAAAAUGAAAAUGGCUUGAGAAGAUUCCAAAAGAGCAACUGGAUCUUUGUUGUUGCUGUAUUCCUUUUCUAUUUCACGUACAAUUUAAGUUACACAAUCUUUAAUAUUUACCGAGUAACACAUCUUUUAUAUGACGUAGUUUUAUUCUAUUUUGACGUGAACAUUAUUGUCGCUAUACGGAUAGUAAAGUUUUUGGAAUAUGAGCUAAUACUUUGGAAAAAAGAAUUGAAUAAAUUUUUGAAAACUUGUUCGACGACGAAUCACAACCAGCUUGUUAAAUACUUGGUAAAUGUCAGUUAUGAAGAAAGACGACUUUUAAGCGCUUAUUCAAACAUUAUUGGAGCCUUUAGGCUAUGCGCCAAUGUUUUUGGCAUGUCUGUAAGUAACUUUUUACUGCAUUUUAUCGUGGUGUGUCAAAAGUUCUACUUGGCCGUAGCAGAUGUGGAAAGUACCUGCGCGGUAAUACGCUGCGAUGAGGGCUGCCUUGGAUCGAUAUCAGUCCAACAACUGCAUUUUUUUUACUUUUCAGUUUCCGCGCAUCGUCUCUCCAAGAAUGUCCAACGUUUUGGCGCAUGUGUAGGAGCGAGAAACAUGAUGCGCCCUUUCAACUUGGUGUCCAUCGGCGCUGCAACACCGCUUCACAUGCUGACGGUGCUUGUUACCUAUACUGUAGUAAUACUGCAGUUCGCAUUUCUGUAGACCAUAUUAUGUUCUCUACACGGUUGCAAGAAGGACUUUGGCCAGGGUUACCUUGUUUGGUAGUUCGUUACUAGACUCGCUGAUAAAAAUCUGGUACUACCUUCUAAAAUAGCUUGAUCACCUCGGGCUAAAGGCUUGUUUAGUUUUAAAAUAUAUUAACUUUACUAGGAUAUCCAUUUCUAAUACUGGGUAAAACACAUUUCUUCUGUGAAAAGUACUAAAAAUGGAUCCCGCCUGUAGUAAAAAUACAACGUAAAAAUAGCUUUUUCUCAUUAUAGCAUAGGCGACUUUGCCGGAUAAAAAAUAAGUCCCGAAGUGGGUAGUUUAUCAAUCAAUCACAAAUUCUAAAGUUAAGGACAUUACAGCCUCGAAUUCAGAACUGCAAUGUUGCAUAUAUACAAAUUCCAUUAUCUUUUGAAUUUCAGACUUAAAAAAAGUUGAAAUGGCUAUAUCAAAUGAACGCAUAGGUCUAUUAAACAGCCGAACAGAUGAUCCACUAGGUAAUUAUUAUUAUAAUGUUGGUACCGCGACUAUUUAGCUGUCUCAAAUUGGAGCCCUUUGUUUGGCAUAAUUUAAACGUUAACUUCUCAGGAUUAUCGUAAGGUUAUCCUAUAGAUAGGUUAGGAUAGGUUUGUUUUACGGCAAUCCUGAAAAGUUACGUGUUUCUGAGAAAAAAACAAACUAAGUAUGAAUAGUGAAAAUGCGGACAAACAAUACAUUAGAGACCCGUCUUAAAUAACAUUGUACACUUAGGUAUGUAUUUUAAAAUACAAUAAAAAGCGCCCAAGCUAUUUUUUUCAAUUGUUUUCCUUUUUUCUGUGAAAAUAUAUACGUAAGAACGUUGCUUCUGUAAAAUAUUUUUAUUAUAUUUAUUUUCCUUGCACCAUUUUUGAGAAAAACGGAAGGCUACUUGCUGGCUUCGGAUUCAAUUAAGCAGAGACUUCCAAGGUCGUCCGUUUAAAAUAAAUCCUCAGCCUGCAAGUUUGUAGCUACUUUCGAGUCUCAUCAAUAAUGUACUUUUGAUGAUUGAUAUGAUGCUGGAAAGACGUGAACGAGUUAAGGAUACAAUAAAAUGUAUAUACCUUACUAAAGCUUACCUUGGAGAGUAGUUAAUAUUUCACUUUGUUUCCGUAUGUACAAG
Messenger RNA from Cydia pomonella (codling moth), 2206 nucleotides. RefSeq lists its product as uncharacterized. The coding region runs from base 1 to 1065 and encodes 354 amino acids. Lineage: Eukaryota; Metazoa; Arthropoda; Insecta; Lepidoptera; Tortricidae. The record is from RefSeq and is a predicted model, not a curated record. The transcript is spliced from 3 exons.